UUUUUUUAUAUAUGUUGUUAUCUCCAUACAAAUGGCAAAGUAGAGAUUUUGUAUACCAAUUUAUAUUCAAUUUAUUGUUAGCUAUAUAAAAUACUAAAUGUAUAUGAAAAGUGAAAAUUUAAAUACAUUGUAUAUAGUCGCGUAAAACGUUGAACAAACAGUAUAAGGGUAAAAACGAAUUUAAGGGUAAAAAGCAGCCCUUUCAUUCAGAAAGUAUGGAUUGUAAUAAGGAGUGUUAUGUAUUUUUAGAUUUUGCUUUUAAUAAGGUCAAAGCUGGACGAGUGGUGAUAAAACUGUAUAAAGACAUAGUUCCCAAGACUGCUGAAAACUUUAGAGGCUUAUGUACUGGAGAAAAUGGAAUUGGACAUCAGGGAAAGCGACUCCAUUAUAAAGGAACUAGGAUUCACAGAGUUAUCCCACAAUGUAUGGUACAAGGUGGCGACAUUAUUUAUGGAAAUGGAACAGGAGGUGAGAGUAUAUAUGGACAGUACUUUCCCAGUGAAAAUCAUGAGCUAAAGCACACAGAAGAGGGCAUGGUAGGAACAUCUAAUAAUGGUUUAAACAAGAAUUCGUCUCAGUUCUAUAUCACUACAGUGCCCUGUCCCCAUCUGGACGACGAAAACGUCAUAUUUGGAAAAGUAGUGAAAGGGCUCGAUAUUAUUAAGGAUAUGUCUGAAAUUCCUAGAGUAAAUGAUAUUCCACAAGAGGAAAUUUUAAUAACCGAUUGCGGUGUUCUAAAACCGAAUGAGCCUUGGAAUUAUGAAGAAAAUGAUGGGUCUGCAGAUGUAUACCCCCCAUGGCCCAAUGACUGGGAAGGAACUUUAAAUAAAGAAGUCGUAAAUGAAGUCAUAAAUAAUAUUAAUGAGUCGGGGAAUACAUAUUUUUACGAGGGAAAGUAUUUAGACGCCGAGAGAAAGUACAAAAAAGUAUUGAGAUAUAUCGCUUGGUAUUUAGAAAAAACGAAUAACAAACGCGGAACUGACUUUUCGGAUAUUCGAAAUGCGGCGUUACUAAAUUUGACGGCAGUCAAACUUAAAAUAAACAGAAAUAAAGAGGCUCUAGAGUUCUGCAAUGAAAUUAUAAAGGAAAACCCGUGUAACGGCAAAGCAUAUUACAGACGGGCGAGGGCUAAACUAGGUCUAAAAGAGUACGAUGAAGCUCUUAAAGAUUUGAAAAUUGCAUAUAAAAUACAUCCAAACGAUAUACACAUUAAGACCGCGUUUGAGACGACAAAAAAGAAAAAGUUAAAUUAUUUAAAGAGGGAAAAAAUAUUUUUUUCAAGAGUAUUUAGCCAGUAAGUUGUACUUGUUUUAGUCGUUGUUGUUAUUGAUGUUUUAGAUUUUAUGAAUAAAGAUUUAUUAAGUA
Molecule: messenger RNA, 1365 nt
Organism: Anthonomus grandis grandis
Lineage: Eukaryota; Metazoa; Arthropoda; Insecta; Coleoptera; Curculionidae
Product: peptidyl-prolyl cis-trans isomerase D
Exons: 7
Coding region: 216-1298 (360 amino acids)
Biological process (GO): protein peptidyl-prolyl isomerization
Cellular component (GO): intracellular membrane-bounded organelle
Molecular function (GO): peptidyl-prolyl cis-trans isomerase activity; protein binding
Source: RefSeq, a predicted model, not a curated record